AUGUCGAAAGAUAUUGCUUCCAUGAGAGAAAUACAACACAACCGACAACUCAUUGUGCAAGCUCUAAAUAAGAACACAACAAACUUUUCAAACUAUUCUAAGAUAUCUGAGUCAUUGAAAGAAGGAAACUUAAAACUGACAUUAAACCCAAUGACAGAUGAGUUUCUGUUUCAAGACAAUAAGAACCAUACUGUCUGUAUAAAUCCAACAAAAGGAACUUUAAACGAGAAACCUAUAGAUGAACUUCUUUUGAAGGCAGAUAUUGACAACAAAGCUGACAAAGAGUAUGUAGAUGCAACAAGAGACUAUAUUCUCGCAUGGACAGAUAGAACAUACCCACAAAAACACCAUACACAUAACAUCUAUGACGUAGAUGAACUACCAGCAAUGUUAGAUGACAAAGCGGAUAAAACAUAUGUUGACAAUAAAAUGUCAAGUGAAGUGACAAGAGCUGACAAAGAAUAUUCUAAAAAGACUCAUACACACGAUUUCUUCGCAACUGUUGGUAUAGAAAAUAUUGCAGGAACGGUUGAAGAACCUGAUGGAACUGGUGGGGAUGCAUUGUAUUGGAAACCUCCUAACUUUCCACAAGGUUUAACAUCGGAGGAUGACAUAACGACGAUGAAAUACACUAGAU
This is a messenger RNA of Trichomonas vaginalis G3, 637 nucleotides long. Its product is annotated as phage tail repeat-like family. Lineage: Eukaryota; Parabasalia; Trichomonadida; Trichomonadidae. The annotation marks the transcript as partial. The record is from RefSeq and is a predicted model, not a curated record. The transcript has a single exon.